This is a messenger RNA of Protopolystoma xenopodis, 345 nucleotides long. The record is from the annotation of a GenBank genome assembly. NCBI's taxonomy places the organism in Eukaryota, Metazoa, Platyhelminthes, Monogenea, Polystomatidea, Polystomatidae.
AUGCAGCUGAUUAUUUUGCGCCGAAUUUCCCUUCACUUUUUUCCUCGGUCUGCGGUAGAUCUUGGCUAUUCCCCACGCUCUUCCUCCAGCCAUAUUCAGGAUUCAUGCUGUGUUCUUUCUUCAUUAUCUUUGGUACAUUCUGAUGUACAUUCAUAUCACGGCUUUGGUAUCACACAAAUUGAUUCUCAUAAUUCUCAAAUACCAUCGAUUCCUGGUACUGUUUACCAGGCGGCUUGCCUAACUAUCUAUGUUGAAUACGCUCGAGUCGUCUGCCUUUUACUUAGGCUUGGUAUACUUUCUGCUGCUAAAGAACGCUUACCAUCAGUUAUCGUUAAUUUCCCCUCC